This is a messenger RNA of Aspergillus pseudotamarii, 934 nucleotides long. RefSeq lists its product as uncharacterized. NCBI's taxonomy places the organism in Eukaryota, Fungi, Ascomycota, Eurotiomycetes, Eurotiales, Aspergillaceae. The coding region runs from base 185 to 742 and encodes 185 amino acids. The transcript has a single exon. The record is from RefSeq and is a predicted model, not a curated record.
ACUCGUCUCGGAAGCUGAAAGCUCACUGUUUUCAUCUCGCGUUUCAUCUUCUAUCUCGCGAGCGGUUGGCAUCUGGUGAGUCUGACAUCAUUAUCAGUCCAACAGGCCCCACCCGAUCCACCGUCAGUCACGCCGGGAAAAAGAACCCUACCAAGACAGGAUUUCUGUCUGUCCUCGAAUCAGCAUGGGUGAAAUUGGAGAGUUCUGGAGGGACGUAAAAGAAGAUCGGAAAAGAAAAAAACGUGAAAACCCGCCCCACCGUCGCUGUUGGGAUUGGAUAAUCGUCUCGGGUCAUUGCCAUUAUGCCAAAAAUCGUUCCUCCUUUGUGACAUAUCGUCGAGUAGGACGAGUGAUUUCUCAGGGAUUCAUCGGAGGGGAAACAUUUGUUGCUGGCAUGGGAACUGUGAUAUUGAAGGUUCGGGCAAGCAAGAAGAAAGGAUCCCCAAUUCGAACCCUUGUGUUGGAUGAUGUUCUGCACAUUCCGAGUGCUAUCUGCAAUGGAUUUUGCUUCGCUAAGUAUCAUACGGUUUAUGGGGGGACUGCGUCUCUCGGUCUCGAGUUCUCCGGAACUGAUCCACUGAAUUACCCUCUAUGGUAUGGUAAGCCUUUCUGCGAGUUCCAAAAGCUGGUCCUGGCGGGGAAUCCGCAGGGAGAAACUUACCUUGAGUAUAAGAAGAAAGAAGGGGUUUCCCUUCUUCUCAGUAUGUACAUUAAUAAGAAGGACCUGGAGGAGAUUAGGUGAUGGAGUGGGGGGUACCUUCAAACAAAGCUUAUAUUGAGACCUACUAAAGAGAAUAUGACUGUUCCCAUUCUUGGACAUGUAAUAUGUGGACUUCUAGAGUACGCUCAAUAUUCCAAUGAAGUGAGGUAGGUGUCCAUGAGGAGCUUCACACUUUCUUCGUGGCCCAUGAGGAAAGAAAUACGCAAAGCCGGC